AUGGCACCCUAUCUGUUAACCGAAGCAGAGCCUGCCGCAUCAGUUAGUCAGUACGACAAUCACCUACCUUUGAAAGAGCCAAUUGUGCACGUGAAUGAGCAAUUGGCCCAAUUCAGCCUUGAGUUAUCAUCUGAGCUCGAGGAAUUCUGUACAAAUUCUGGAAUCACUUCUCACAAAAUUCUCCUGGUCGCCUGGGCUAUCACGCUCCGAUAUUAUACCGCUUCCGAAUCAGUGUCUCUCGGCGAUACAAUAUGGCAAACUGAUGGAACGCUCUGCAAUUCGACGUACGAGGUGGAAUUGAAUGACGACACGCCUCUUCUGCUUGCCGUCGAGCAAUUCCAGUACACUUCGCACCCCGAUUUAAAGAGCAAUGGAGCUUCGCCGGAACCCCAAGUUGUUGAUACUUUCGUGGUACAAAGACCGUCAAUCUCAGGGCUGCCGAUUGAUAGCCGCCCUGCUUUCGACAUAAAAGGAUGUAAAAAUCCUCUCUCGCACACUGUCGUCGUCGAUGUGGUCAACAACGGGUUCACAGAACAAGUGGAAUUGGACAUGUAUCUCAAUGAAACAUUGGGGAAACGCAUAGACAAUAUGUCGAAGACUUUCCAACAGGUUGUAGCUGAGAUGCUCCUUAAACCUACUGGGAAGUUGGGGGACUUGGAUUUAUGCAGCCCCUGGGAUUUUACCCAACUAGCAACGUGGAAUGGUGAAAUAUCCAUUGAAGGCUCAGAUAAGUGCCUCCACGACUUAAUUCGCUUGCGAUGCGCGCAACACCCAAAUGAUAUUGCUAUACAGUCCUGGGACGGAACACUAUCUUAUUGGCAGCUUGAUGAGCUAUCAUCUAGCCUAGCAUCUCAACUUACUGCUUCGCACCCUAGCGUUGGGCACGAGACUUUUGUUCCUUUGUUGUUCGAAAAAUCCAAAUGGACCGUGGUGGCUAUCCUCGCAGUGAUGAAGGCGGGCGCUGCCUUUGUCUUACUGGACCCCUCCUUACCACUUAUGCGCCUACAGCAUAUAUGCCGUCAGGUUAAGGCGACGGUUGUUAUUACUUCUUCUCAAAACGUUCUCCUCGCCGAUGAUUUGGCAACUUCAGUUUUCGUCGUCAGUGAAAAAUCCGUUGCUGCAGACUGCUCCCUAUCCUGGACCGCCCCUUCUGUUCGCCCUUCAAAUGCCUUAUAUGCAAUUUUCACAUCUGGUUCGACAGGGAACCCUAAAGGGAUCAUUAUCGAGCACGGUUCUUUCCUCUCUAGCGCGCUUGCAUAUGUCAAAACCGUGGAUUUAAACCGAAGUUCCAGGGUCUUGCAAUUUGCGUCCUACGCCUUCGAUGUGAGCAUUUCUGAUACCUUGUAUAGUUUACUGGCCGGCGCUACACUUUGUAUCCCCUCUGAUAUCGAACGAAAUAACAAUCUAGCCGAAGUGAUUGACAGCUUGAAACCGAACUGGAUGGAUCUCACUCCUUCUUUUCUGCGAUCUCUGUCACCUGCAGAUCUUUACACGGUUAAGACAAUCGUUCUGAGUGGUGAAGCAAUGACCCAAGAUGUUAUUGCUAAGUGGGAUAGUGAAGUACGCCUGUUAAACGUGUAUGGGCCGUCUGAAUGUUCAAUUCAGUCUACCGCUCAGACUGUUGUUGCCAAUGAUCCAGUAAAUAUUGGCCAUGCCAUUACUGGAGCCUCCUGGGUUGUUAGUCCAUCAGACCAUAACCGGCUGAUGCCGAUAGGCGCCAUUGGAGAGCUUCUUAUCGAAGGGGCCCAUGUCGGCCGGGAGUACAUAGAUAACCCAGAACAUACCCGCAAGGCGUUUCUCCAGAGCACAGAAUGGCUUCCUGAGUUCCGCAAGGACCACCAGCCAUUAUACAAGACUGGCGAUCUGGUCCAUUACCAGUCGGACGGCUCCCUUCGGUAUAUUGGCCGGAAGGAUACCCAGGUGAAGCUUCGUGGGCAGCGCAUUGAGCUAGGUGAAGUAGAACAUUAUGCUCGUGAAUGCUUUGCUGAAGCAAGGGACGUUGUGACAGAAAUGGUGAAGCCGAUGUACGAAGGCGGAGCGCCCAUGCUUAUCGCGUUCAUCUAUUGUUGUGAAGCGACCAACGGACAUAAUGGUAGUGAGCCUAAAAAAGAUACCAUAUUCGCCCAGCCAGAUGCCUCUUUUCGCAGUAGCACCAUCCAAACCAGGGAGAGGAUGGCUAAUCACCUUCCUGCCUAUAUGAUCCCGACUGUAUUCAUUCCAUUGCUACGGAUUCCCCUUUCGACUACGGGCAAAACCGAUAGGAAACUACUACGAUCCCAGGCUGCAGCCCUCUCUCGAGUCGAAUUAGAAGCCUAUUCUAUGACCACGAAUAAGCCGCGGAUAUCGCCGUCAACCAAUAUGGAGAAGUGCCUGCACUCGAUAUUUGCGGAAGUCCUCAAUUUGGCCCCGGAAAUGCUCAGUAUCGAUGACGACUUUUUCCAUAGUGGCGGGGACUCCAUCACCGCCAUGCAAGUAAUUAGUCAGUGUCGGAAGCAAGGGAUCACUCUAGUUCUCAGUGAGAUCUUCCGUUUAAAGACGAUUAUAAAACUUGCGAAAGGUGCUACGUUUGGAGCAGCAUCCUCGUUAUCACGUCAACAGCAGGAAGAUCGGAUUGGAGUGCCGUUUGGGCUGUCCCCAAUCCAAGACAUGUAUUUUGAAGACUGUCCCGAAGGCCACAACGACUUUAACCAAAGCUUUUUCCUAACAUUUUCCCGGGCGGUUGGAGAGGUAGAAUUGAUCAGGGCCAUAGAGCUUCUAAUCACGCGUCACUCAAUGCUUAGGGCCCGUUUUCAUCGCUCCACUGAAGGGAAAUGGACACAAUCUAUCUCGCAAGACGUUGAUGGCUCUUACCGGUUGGAAAGUCAUCGUUUGUCCCACAGAGAAGAAGUCACGUCAAUCAUGGUGGACAGUCAAAAAAGAUUGAAUCCUCAAACUGGGCCACUAUUUUCAGUUGAUUUCAUUGAGAUUGAACAUGAUGAAUCCCAAUAUGUGUUUUUCGUUGCUCACCACUUGGUUAUUGACCUGGUGUCUUGGAGAAUAUUAUUGAGCGAGUUAGAAGAGUUUUUGGAAACAGGAGCCGUCUCUCAAGAAAUUCCUAUACCAUUUCAAGCGUGGUACCGUUUACAGUCCGAGUAUGCUCAAAAACACUUACCACCGCAAAAAGCCCUUCAUUUCAAGCCUACCCCCUUAGAAACUGAUUAUUGGGGCAUGAAGGGUCGUAAAAAUAUCUAUGACAAUGUCAUCCACGCACACUUGAAAGUCGACGAAGAGUUAACAAAUAACCUGCUCAAGGACGCCAAUUUAGCCUUUGAUACCCAACCAGUUGAGAUUUUGCAUGCCUCCCUUUUACAUUCUUUUAUGAGAUGCUUUCCCGACCGAGACCCACCUCUCAUUUUUAACGAAGGCCAUGGUCGGGAACCGUGGGAUAGUUCUAUUGAUAUUUCAAGAACAGUCGGCUGGUUCACGACCAUUUGGCCAACUGAAGUCCUAGUGGACGAUAGGAAUGACGUUGUCGACAUAGUUAGGCGCGUCAAGGACGGCAGGCGAAAAGUGCCAGGUAGAGGAUGGCCUUACUUUGCCUCCAGAUAUCUUAAUGAUGAAGGUAGAGCGGCAUUUAACGGAUACACGCCCUUCGAAAUCGUCUUUAAUUUCCAUGGCCUUUACCAGCAGCUUGAGCGUAAAGACGGUCUCCUUCAGCAAGUGCCGUGGAAGUACGAGGCGUCUUGUGACAAUGGGCCUAAUGUGGUACUCCCGGGACUUUUCGAAAUUACUGCAGUUAUUAUUCAUGGUAGCCUCCAGUUCGAAUUCAUGUACAGCCGGGAAAUGGAGCACCAAAGCGCCAUAAGCCAAUGGAUCAGGGACAGUGCUAACUCUCUCCGCGAAGCAGUUGAAGGCCUGAUGGUGCAUAAGGAGUCCCCUACCUUAAGCGACUUUCCACUCCUACCUUUGUCUUAUAAUGGAUUGACUCACCUUACCACCGACGUCCUCCCUCAUUUUGGGAUAUCAUUAGACGAUAUAGAUGAAAUAUACCCCUGUCUCCCCAUGCAAGAGGGCAUCUUGCUCAGCCAAAUCCGGAACACUUCACAUUAUCAGACCCGUACGAUGAUUGAGCUCAUUUCGUCUACUGGCUCUAUCGAUUUGGAUCGGGUUUAUGACGCUUGGCAACAGGUUACAGAUCGUCACUCUGCUCUUAGGACCGUUUUUGUAAAGAGUAGCAUCCCCGGGGCUAUUUACGACCAGUUGGUAUUGAAAUCCAUGCCAGCCAAAGUUUGUGUACUGCCCUGCGCGGAGAAUGAUGGAGCGAUUGAAAUGCUCUACAAGGAACGAAAGACCUUCAGUGAACUUGGACAGGCUUUACAUCUACUCACGGUUUGCAAAAACUCCAAUGGCCAAGUCCUUGCCGACCUUGGGUUCAACCACGCAAUCAUUGAUGGCAUGUCCAUUUCUACAUUAUUAAACGAUUUCAAGCUUGCAUACAUGGGAGAACUCCCCGCAACCCAAGGUCCACGCUAUAGCCAGUUUGUUACUUACAUUCGGAGUAUGCAUCAGCAAGUGACUCGUGACUACUGGAUGAGUUACCUGAGAAGUCCUGAGCCCUGCUUGUUCCCAGUCCUCACGGACGGUAUGUUUCUAGUUACAGGGCAAGAAACCAACAAGCUAGAGAGGGUAGAUAUAAACCUUGGAGAUUUGUCGAAACUACAUGAAUGGUGUAGAGAACGCGACAUCACGUUAUCAACAUUACUCAGAGUGUCCUGGGCUCUUGUUCUGCGAUGUUUUACGCAUAUGGAUGACGUAUGUUUUGGAUAUAUGAAUUCAGGAAGGGAAGCGCCCGUGGAUGGUAUCGAAGACGUUGUUGGCCUAUGUGCUAAUAUCAUUAUUUGCCGGUUGGAACUCUCCAAGGAUAGGAGUAUCAGUGAUAUUUUCCAAGCAGAUAAAGCCGACUUCCUCAACUCUCUGUCACAUCAGAAUGUCUCAUUAGCCGACAUUCUGCAUUCGAUAAAAGUGUCUAACCAAACAUUAUUUAAUACUGUUUUAUCGAUACAAAACAAGUCAAAGCCCGAGGAGAACGGAGAUUUCAUUGUGAAGGAAUUGUUUGAAAAUGAUCCGACCGAAUACAGUAUCAGCGCCAAUAUCGAGCUAUCUGACAGAGAUAUCAGUGCAUAUCUUAGCUUCUGGACAGCGAGCCUAUCUAAUUGGCAAGCCCACAAUGUUUCUACCACAUUCAGCCAUAUUAUCUCCGAGAUAGUGACCUCUCCAAGCCGAUCCACUGUCGAUAGCUUAAACUACUUUAGUGUAGUUCAUAAACAACAAGUUGCAAAAUGGAAUACCAACCUUUCAGCGACAGUGGACGCCUGUACCCACGAACUGAUUCAAAAACGCUGUCACGACCAGCCUGAGGCUCAGGCCAUCUGCUCUUGGGACGGAAACCUGACCUAUGGUGAGCUAGAUGAGAUGUCGUCCAAACUGGCUACCAGCCUCGUUGCCGCGGGUGUGAGGCCAGAAUCCAUUGUGCCGUUAUUCUUUGAGAAGUGUAAAUGGGUCCCGGUAGCAAUUCUGGGAGUGCUCAAAGCAGGUGGCGCCUUUGUGCUGCUUGACCCAGCGUACCCAAAGCAACGUCUCCAAAAAAUAUAUCAGGAUACUAGUGCGACUGUUGUCGUGUCGUCUCUGCAGCUUUCUACCGGUGCCAAACAAUUGACAGAUCAAGUUUUCGUUGUAAGUGAAGACGUAUCAUCCUGGAGCAAGGAUGAGGCCCUCCUACGGGCCGUGCCAGUCUCUCCUAAGAAUGCCAUGUACUCGAUUUUUACUUCUGGAUCAACAGGAGAACCAAAAGGCGUUAUUAUUGAGCAUGCGGCCUUUCUCACCUGUGCUCGAGGGCAUAGUGCUGCGUUUUAUUUGGACUCUGGAAGCCGAGCCUUCCAGUUCGCAUCAUAUACCUUCGAUGUUACUAUCUGUGAGUUAGUAACCGUGCUCCUUGUCGGCGGCUGCAUAUGUACUCCAUCCGAAGCAGAACGAUUAAACGAUAUGUCCGGGGCAGUAGCAAGACUAAAUGCAAACUGGGUGGUUAUUACACCUGCCUUGGCUAGAGCACUAGAUCCGUCUCGUUUCAGCACUCUCAAAACCAUGGUUAUAGGGGGCGAACUCAUCACAACUGCAGAGACACACCUUUGGUGCGACAAACUUCGAUUAGUUUUAGCCUAUGGCCCUUCAGAGUGUGCAGUAGCAUGUACAGCCUCGAACCCAGUAAAACAAACUACUGACCCUCGGAACUUGGGGCAUAUGUUCGCUAGCUCUUCGUGGGUAGUUGACCAGCAUGACCAUAACAAGUUGGUUCCAAUCGGUUCCGUCGGCGAAUUGGUCAUUGAGGGGCCUAUUAUUGCUCGUGAAUAUAUCAAUCGUCCAGAGAAGAAUGCAGAAACGUUUGUCAAAGAUCCAUCAUGGCUGUAUGAUUUCCGUUGGGGCAGGGGGUCGCGAUUCUAUAAAACUGGCGACCUCGUCCAAUAUGCUGUUGAUGGCACUGUCCGAUAUGUCGGACGGAAGGAUACGCAAAUCAAACUCCGAGGCCAACGUCUUGAGCUUGGUGAGAUCGAACAUCGUCUACGACAAGCAUUCCAUGGCUCCAAGGAUGUCAUUGUCGACGUCGUUCUCUCCAGCAUAAGGAAGACUCGAGUUCUGAUCGGCUUUGUAUUCUGUGGUAAUAAAGCUGGUGUAUCCUCAGAUAAGAUUUGGGAAACACGUACGGAAGAUUUCACAUUAUGCGCACAGGAAGCAAGGGAAAGACUACAGGCUACGCUACCGAGUUAUAUGGUCCCAGAGUCCAUCCUCCCAUUGGCAAAUAUUCCCCUUACCAAGAAUGGGAAAUUCGACAGAAACCUCCUACGAAAGGAAGUUGAGGCGAUGUCUUCCGAAGCCCUCCUCAUGCUGGGAACUGACGAUAAAUCCAAGCGUGGACCAUCGAACGAGGUAGAACGAAAGCUCCAGGAGCUUGUUUGCAGUGUACUUGGGUUAUCAAAAGAUGACGUGGGUAUAGAUGACAGCUUUUUCCACCUCGGAGGAGACUCUAUCAGCGCAAUGAAACUGGUCGGCGCAGCAAGGGCAGAGAAAUUGGGUAUUACUGUUGCCGAUAUAUUCAACCACCCAAAGAUUGGGGAUUUGACGUCUGUUCUACGAUGCGAGUUUGAUUUGAAGGCUGAAACAAUUGAGCCGUUUUCGAUGUUAGGGAAUGCCGAAGCCCGCAAUAGCGCAAUCCAACGGGUCAUCAACACAGGCUUGAUCGAUAGAGAAAAUAUUGAGGAUAUAUACCCAUGCACCCCUCUCCAAGAGGGUAUGAUGGCACUCAGUAUCAAGGUCCCAGGCGCCUAUACAAUGCAACAUGUUUUCAGGAUACCAAAAUCAGUUGAAAUCAAACAAUUGCAAGCGGCGUGGGAUAAGACGAUCGAUUCAAACCCUAUACUGCGAACAAGGAUCUAUCAAGGUGACUCUGGGAAGGCUCAGCAAGUCGUUGUUCGUGAACGCGUCCAGUGGGGAGAAGCCAGUGAUUUGGAUACCUACCUUACUCAAGACCGAGGCUGUCCAGUGAAGCUGAUGGAGCCCCUAAUUAGGCUCGCAUUGAUCAAGAGUCAGGCCGACGAUUCCGAGAGAUAUGUGGCUAUAACAUUACACCACACACUGUAUGAUGGAUGGUCAGAAUGUCUCCUCCUGGAAGCUGUUGAAGCAGCUUAUCGGGGCCAAGAAUUGAAGCAACGGCCAUUUGUUCCACUGAUAAAACAUAUUUCUGACGGCCAUGAAGCUGCUCGCAAUUUCUGGCGUACGCAGUUUACUGAAGUCAAAGCAGUUGCAUUCCCAUCCCUACCCUCUGAAAACUACUCUGCGGACCCUAGUUCUUCGAUUCAACGAUUAGUUCCUUUGACAUCCUCCCACCAAAAUGGCUUCACUCUAAAUUCUCAGCUGCGCUUAGCCUGGGCCGUUGUCGUCUCGCAAUACACAGCUUCGGACGAUGUGGUGUUCGGGGUGACAGUGACAGGACGUGAUGCCCAGGUUCCUGAAAUUGAGAGUAUGCUUGGUCCUGCGCUUGCCACGAUUCCUCUUAGGGUCCAGCUACGUCCGGCGGCCAAUGUUAUAGACCAUUUAAGAGAUGUGCAAGAUCAUUUUGCCCAGUCUAUUCCCUUUGAACAAUUUGGGUUGCAAAAUAUCAGCGCCCUCGGGGAGGAUGCAGCUGCAGCCUGCCGAUUCCAAAGUCUGCUGCUCGUUCAGCCAUAUGUGGAAGAACCUCAGUGGGAUAUAUUCAGUCAACAAGUGCCAUUGCCAGACCAAGCAACUUUCGACACAUAUCCAUUGACGCUGCAGUGCACUUUGAACAAAGAUUCUAUCGACGUCCAAGCUAUAUUCGAUGCAAAUGUUCUGUCUCACGAAAUGAUGGACAGGGUUCUCAGUCAAUUUGUGCAUGUCUUCCAGGAAACAAUGAAGGAUGUAUCAAAGUCUCUUGAGAAUAUCGAUUUAAUCAACCCUCAGGAUUUGGCCUUAUUGAAAAAAUGGAAUGGUGAGCCACCGCAAAAGCAGGAGCUACUUAUCCACGAACUCAUCAAAAAGCAGUGUGAAGCUCACCCUGACGCUGAGGCAGUCUGCGCAUGGGAUGGCGAUCUCACAUAUGGCCAACUGGAUAACUUCACUUCACGACUGGCAGCGUACCUAAACAGCCUAGGGGUAGGCACCGAGAUGAUCAUUCCAUUAUGUUUUGAAAAAUCGAAAUGGACAACCGUUGCAAUGCUUGGGGUGAUCAGGGCGGGCGCUGCAUUCGUCCUCCUAGAUCCAUCUUCCCAGCCAGUCCAGCGAAUGGGAGAAAUGUGUCAACAGGUCAGCGCUACCUUGAUCCUUUCGUCAGCAACAUACGCCUCAAAGAUCCAAUCACUCAACUACGAGAUUGUUACAAUUGCGGAAUCAGAGCCGGUUUGGACGACCGACGUCAGUAACUGGCAUCCUCCAUCAAUCGAACCUCAUAACGCUGUUUACUCCGUAUUUACCUCUGGAUCAACUGGAAAACCCAAAUGUAUUACUAUUGAACAUCUUGGAUUUGCCAGUAGCGCGGAUGCCAACAGGGAGAUCUUAGGUCUAGGACCUAAAACUCGGGUCCUUCAGUUUUCAUCGUACUCGUUUGACGUUUGUAUUGAGAACAACCUUACUACGCUCGUCGCAGGUGGCUGCAUUUGUGUUCCUUCAGAGGAAGACUGCAAGGGUGACCUUGCAAAGUCAGCCCGGGACUUCAAGGCAACCUACGCUGAUUUGACCCCUUCGGUAGCUCGAAUACUAGAGCCUCAUGAUAUGCCAACUGUCGAAAUUGUCAUUCUGGGUGGUGAGGCAAUGGCAACGGAGGAUGUUGCUCGCUGGUCCAAGGCGGUCCGCCUGGUCAACGCGUACGGCCCUGCUGAGUGUUCCGUGACUUCUACCAUCCAGCCUGACAUAGGGCGGCAGGUGAACCCAGCCAAUAUCGGGCGCCCUUGUGCUGCGAGAUGCUGGGUUGUGGAUAGAUCUGAUCAUUCAAGGCUACUUCCGAUUGGAGCUAUUGGUGAGUUGAUAGUCGAGGGCCCAAUUGUUGGCCGUGGCUAUUUGAACAAUCCUGCUGCGUCUGAAGCCUUUAUCAAAACACCGGCCUGGCUGUCUACCAUCCGAGAAGGCGAAAGCUAUCGAAUGUAUAAGACUGGUGACUUAGUUCAAUACAACCUUGAUGGAACGCUUACAUUCAUCGGGAGGAAGGAUUUACAGGUCAAGCUCAACGGACAGAGAAUCGAGCUCGGCGAAGUUGAAUCACACGUUCGACGCCAUUUCCAAGCUACUCGAGACGUUGUGGUUCAAGUGAUAACGCAUACUGAACUCGGUAACCAUCCACGACUCGUUGCAUUUAUCUGGCAAGGACGCGAGCAAAAUGGCCAUUCAAAACACAGUAGGUCCUCGCUAUUUGAGGCCUCGACUGAGCUUUUCCGUCAAAAUGUCAAAGCUGCGGAGGAAAUGCUUCGGCAAUCGCUGCCGAACUUCAUGGUGCCAACGACAUUUAUACCGCUGUCUGAACUGCCGUUAGCCGCAUCUGGGAAAACCGAUCGAAAACGCCUACGGGAAGCCGCGCUGACAUUAUCCCGUGAAGAUAUCCAGGCGUACGCCCCCUCGAGGGACAGACGACCGGUAUCCACGGAGAUGGAACGCAAGAUUCAAGCAAUCUGGGCUAAGACGCUCAAGAUCAGUCUGUCCGAAAUCAGCGCAGGGGAUAGUUUCUUCCAGCUCGGAGGCGAUUCCAUUGCAGCCAUGAAAGUUGCUGCGGCAGCGAAGGCCGACGGUGUUUUCAUCUCUCUUCCAGACCUCUUCCAAAAUGCCUGUCUAGAGAAACUUGCUAAGGCUGGAGAGGCCAAAGCAAACAUCACCGACGAACCGAUUGAUUGGAAGAGAGAGGUAGCCGUUUGCCCCGGACUUGAGCUGCCCCUGACAAAACUUACACCCCGCCAGUCAUCAGAGAGCAAAAUUGAAGUCAUCUUGACCGGAUGUACUGGCUUCUUGGGCUACGAAGUCCUCCGCCAGCUUGAAGAUAGCCCUGAGAUUUCCAAGAUUCACUGCGUCGCUAUCCGAGCCAAAGGGACAGGAGUAGCAAGGAAUGGAAACCUCAAGUCCGAAAAGAUCGCGACGUACACGGGAGAUCUAUCUCUACCACGACUUGGGUUAUCAGAAGCAGACGAGGAGCGUAUCUUAGCCCGAUGUGGAGCGAUAAUCCACUGCGGUGCGCUGGUUUCUUUUGUUCAGGGGUAUCAAACUCUCUAUGGACCGAACGUAGCGUCGACAAAGGAGAUUACAAGAUGGGCUAUGAAACACUUCAUUCCUUACCACUUCGUCUCGACUGCAGGAGUAGGCCAUCUCAGUGGCGCCGAGUUCUUCGACCAGGUAUCUGUUGCAGCCCAUCCACCCCCUACUGACGGAUCAGACGGAUACACUUCAUCCAAAUGGGUGAGCGAAGUAUACCUGGAAAACGUGAAUGAGAAGUUCGGGCUACCGGUCUACAUCCAUCGACCGACAAAUAUCAUUGGCACUGGCACAUCUCAGAUAGAUGUAGUCAAUAACCUCCUAACAUAUUCCCGCAAGACGAAGAUGGUUCCUCGCUGCCCGAACUGGACGGGAUACCUGGACCUUAUCAAUGUCAAAUACGUCGCCUCUGACAUCAUUGAGAGCGUACUGAAGCCGGGGUCUCCUACGCCCACGGAGAGAUAUGGCGUGGAAUACAUCCACGAGGGAGGCGAAAUCGUGGUACCUAUUCAGCAAUUGGGAGAAUACUUAGGCAAGGAAGCCGGUGGCCCUCCGUUUGAGAUUGUGGCCUUGGACGAAUGGGUUACUACUGCUAGGGAACAUGGAAUGAAUCCGCUGGUUGGCGAUUAUCUAAAGGACUUGCGAGACCAGGAUAUCGAAGUGUCACUUCCUUUGGCCAAAUGCAAUCGCACGAUGGAGACAUUGGCUGCCUUGAACUGGGGAAAUACAGUCCAUACAAGUGUUGUGAAUGGCACAACUGGGUCGAACGGCUGCAACGGGAAUAUCAAGUUGGCAAAUGGGACGAAUGGAGUUGACGGUGCAAACGGGCACAUUGAUGGAAAGACGGAGAAGUGA
Molecule: messenger RNA, 11631 nt
Organism: Arthroderma uncinatum
Lineage: Eukaryota; Fungi; Ascomycota; Eurotiomycetes; Onygenales; Arthrodermataceae
Product: peptide synthetase
Exons: 2
Coding region: 1-11631 (3876 amino acids)
Biological process (GO): amino acid activation for nonribosomal peptide biosynthetic process; secondary metabolite biosynthetic process
Cellular component (GO): cytoplasm
Molecular function (GO): catalytic activity; phosphopantetheine binding
Source: RefSeq, a predicted model, not a curated record